This is a messenger RNA of Cylicostephanus goldi, 612 nucleotides long. The record is from the annotation of a GenBank genome assembly. NCBI's taxonomy places the organism in Eukaryota, Metazoa, Nematoda, Chromadorea, Rhabditida, Strongylidae.
AUGAGUUUGUAUUUAGCUGCAGAUCGGUUUCAAAAUCAACAAAUUAGCAGCGGUUUACAGUCACUCACCACCGAACAAUUCAAAUGCAUGAAAUCACAUGGAUAUUCUUUCUUCAUCGGUCGAGUCCACGAAUCAAACGGUGCUGUUGACAGCCACGGAAUACAGAAUCUCAAAAAUGCAAAGGCUGGUGAGUUGCUUGGAACUUGCUAUUUGACUUACUUUGAUCCAUAUGACGCAAAAACUGUACAAUCAAAUUAUUUUCUUACAGCUGGUAUCACUAAUGUUGACGGAUACAUUUUCCCAUGCACAACCUCAUCUUGUGCUUCUCCUGCUUCGCAGGUGCAAAGUACUGUGAAUGCUCUGAAAAGUGCUGGAGCCAGUGUAGGUAUGCUUUGGCUUGACAUCGAGAUUUAUCACUGGCCAGCCGAUCACACUAAGAACCGUCAAUUCAUUGAAGCCAUGGGUAAAGAAUUAACGGCUCUUGGACACAAUUGGGGCGUAUACAGUAGCUACAACAACUGGCAAUCUAUUGUGGGACUGGACUACACCGGAAUGUCUCAUAAACAGCUUUGGUGGGCCACUUACAACAACGAAGCGGUGAGUGACAUCAGC